Messenger RNA from Sebastes umbrosus (honeycomb rockfish), 2727 nucleotides. RefSeq names its product CCR4-NOT transcription complex, subunit 10 (gene cnot10). The record is from RefSeq and is a predicted model, not a curated record. Bases 218 to 2443 code for a protein of 741 amino acids. Gene Ontology annotation, cellular component: CCR4-NOT complex. The transcript is spliced from 19 exons. Gene Ontology annotation, biological process: mRNA catabolic process; negative regulation of translation. Gene Ontology annotation, molecular function: protein binding. NCBI's taxonomy places the organism in Eukaryota, Metazoa, Chordata, Actinopteri, Perciformes, Sebastidae.
CGCGUUUGGUUGCAAACUGUAAACAAAACGACAAAGAAGAAUCUGUUUAGAGCGGAGCAGCCAGACCUCAGCUAGCUAUCUACUGUGUGAAACACUGGAGAUUAUUCAGUAUUCACCUAUACAUCUAACGUUUCAUCCGCCAGUCAGCGGGAUUUAAUCUAACCUAAUCUUAACUACAAACACAGGAUCUCUAACUGUCCUUGAACAGAGCCCAGAGAUGGCAGAAAACACAGAACAAAACGAGGCAAAGCAUGACAACUCAUCAUCACCUGGAGUGGCGGACCAAGAGAAAGAAAUGGCAGCCAGUGCAUAUGAAGCGUUUUCGACCGGGAAGUACGACGAGUCUCUCAAACAACUUGAAACCCUGCAUGAGCUCAACAAAGAGGACUAUAAGAUCGCCUUGAAUAAAGCUGUCGUAGAGUUUUACAAAAGCAGUCAAACUACCACAGGGACUCUGAAGCAGACACUAAUGGCAAUGAAGAACCAGGUUCACACAUCAGCGGAGGACAUUGAAGGGUUGGAUGAUGUUGAAAAUAGCUUGCUGUACUAUAACCAAGCCAUCAUCCACUAUCAUAUGCGACAGUACUCUGAAGCCAUCGCCAUAGGAGAGAGGCUCUACCAGUUUCUGGAACCAUUUGCAGAGAAGUUUGCUCAGGCUGUGUGCUUCCUGCUGGUGGAUCUGUACCUGCUCACCUUCCAGCCAGAGAAGGCCCUCCACCUGCUGGCUGUGCUGGACAAACUCUCUGUACAAGGAAGCAACAAGAACGGCAAAGGAGAGAGCAACACUUCCAACAAAGACGGAGCAAACCAGAGGGCAGAGUUCACGGCCAUGAUCGAGGCAGCCAAAUCAAAGAUGCACCAGUACAAAGUGAGAGCCUACAUUCAGAUGAAAUCCUCCAAGGCCUGUAAAAGGGAGAUCAAAUCAGUGAUGAACACAGCGGGGAACUCUGCACCCUCACUGUUCCUCAAGAGUAAUUUUGAGUACCUGAGAGGAAACUACCGGAAAGCAGUGAAGCUAUUGAACAGCUCCAACAUCGCAGAGCAUCCCGGACCCAUCAAGACGGGUGAAUGUGUUCGAUGUAUGUUCUGGAACAAUCUGGGCUGCAUUCACUUCGCAAUGGGGAAACAUAACCUCGGCAUUUUCUACUUCAAGAAGGCGCUGCAAGAGAACGACCACACCUGCGCACAGCUGGGCGACGGCAGUAGCGGGCAAUCUAAGAAGUUCACAGGUAUCCCCAUGUGUGCUCUACUAGCCAACAAGCGCUAUGAGCUGCUGUAUAACUGUGGUAUUCAGCUGCUGCACAUCGGCAGGCCUCUGGCAGCUUUCGAGUGUCUGAUGGAGGCCGUGCAGGUUUACCACUCCAACCCCAGACUGUGGCUGCGACUGGCAGAGUGCUGCAUCUCUGCUAACAAAGGGGGGUCGGAGCAGGAGAGCAAAGGUUUACCUUGUAAAAAAGGUAUAGUUCAGUCUAUUGUCGGGCAAGGCUACCAUCGCAAGAUCGUCUUGGCCUCCCAGUCCACCCAGAACACUAUCUACAGUGAGGGCCAGUCAGCAGCCAUCCCAGUAGCCAGUAUGGAGUUUGCCGCCAUCUGCCUGAGGAACGCUCUGCUGCUACUGCCUGAACACCAGCAGCAGGACAGCAAGACAGAGAACGGCUCCAAGAGCUCCAGUCAGUCAGGAAGCACCGAGAGCGGCAGCGAGAACAGUGACGCCUGCAGUGGGAAAGGUCAGGAGGCUGAUAAGUUCCUGUCUGCAGCUCCAUCGUCUCCUCUCAGAAAACAGGAGGUAGAAAACCUCAGGUGCUCCAUCCUGGCCUGUAGUGCCUAUGUGGCGUUAGCACUGGGAGACAACCUGAUGGCUCUAAACCACGCUGAGAAACUGCUCCAUCAAACCAAGGUGUCUGGAUCCCUCAAGUUCCUGGGUCACCUCUACGCUGCUGAAGCCCUCAUUUCAUUGGACAGGAUCUCUGACGCUAUCGCUCACCUCAACCCAGAGAAUGUCAGCGACGUGUCAAUGGGAGUGCUGACCAGCGAGCAAGACCAAGGUUCUGACAAAGGAGAUGAGCCCGUCGAGUCCUCAGGGAAGCAGACUCCCCUGUGUUACCCCAGCAGUGUGACAGCAGCUCGGGCCAUGAUGCUCUUCAACCUGGGCAGCGCCUACUGUUUGAGGAGCGAGUAUGAGAAGGCCCGCAAGUGCCUGCAUCAGGCUGCAUCUAUGGUGAACACCAAGGAGAUUCCACCUGAAGCCAUCCUGCUGGGAGUCUACUUAGAGCUACAGAACGGAAACACCCAGCUGGCCCUGCAGAUCAUCAAACGGAACCAGCUGCUGCCCACGGCGGUCCAGAGGGUCUCCCCAGACUCCCGCAAGAAACCCGUCCAGCCCUUCCAGUCUGUCCAGCCCAUCCAGCUGCCCUCACCCUUCACACAGGUUCAGCGCAAAUGAGCCUUCGUUCGCAGCCACCUCUAAUCCCCCCCAGCCAUCCACACACCCUCACCCCCCUCCACAACACACACACCCCCCAGAGGAGCCUUGAUAUUUAUAAAGCUGCUUCCCCUCAGCACCAGGAGCCGUUUGAAAUGCAGGUGUGGCUGCUGACUGAUGAGGAGAGAGGACAUUCAGCAGCAGCGGUACCCGUGGACUGAGACCAGCUGACUGUUUUAUUUCCAUUUGAAUGAGGAAUCUGUGUGUUGUCUGAACAAUGAAAAUAAAUUUUAUUUACUGUACAA